CAGCAUGGCGCUGUCCGCCCUGGAGCGGGACCCGGCGGGCGGGGGUCGCUUCGCCUCCGCCGUGCCCCCCCCGUGCCGCCGCCGGCCCUGCGCGCUCGGCGUGGACGAGGCGGGCCGGGGGGCCGGUGCUCGGCCCGAUGGUUUACGCCAUCUGUUACUGCCCGAGGAGCAGCAGGAGGAGCUGCAGGCGCUGGGGCGGCAGGGUUUGGGGGUUUCCAGGGGGGUCCCUCACCCCUUUGAGCCCCCAGACUCAAAGACGCUGUCGGAGGCGGAGCGGGAGCGGCGCUUCGGGCUCCUGGAGGCGGCGGAAUCGGUGGGGUGGGCGCUGCAGGUGCUGCCCCCGACCACAUUUCCCGCCUGCAUGCAGCAGCGAGCCAAGUACAACCUGAACGAGCUCUCGCACGACGCGGCCACGGAGCUGAUCCAGUUCGCGCUCGAUUCGGGUGUCCAGGUGACCCAGGUGUUCGUGGACACGGUGGGGCCGGCGGACAAGUACGAGGCGAAGCUCCGGGGGCGUUUCCCGGGGCUGGGGGUCACCGUGCGCCCCAAAGCCGACGCCCUGUUCCCCGUGGUCAGCGCCGCCAGCAUCUGCGCCAAGGUCGCCCGGGACCGGGCCGUGCUCCACUGGAAUUUCCUGGAGGAUUUGGGGGACCCCGACCGCGAUUUCGGCUCCGGGUACCCCAAUGACCCCAAGACCAAGGAGUGGCUGAGGAGGAACCUGGAGCCGGUUUUUGGGUUCCCCCAAAUCGUGAGGUUCAGCUGGGGGACGGCGCAGGCGCUGCUGCAGCAACGGGGGGUCCCGGUGGAGUGGGCUGACGAGGACCCCCCAGGAGACCCCCAAGGCCCCCCCUCGGUGCUGCCCUUCCUCAGCCUCAGCCCCCCCCGGCGCCUCCCCCACCGAUUCUUCCGCGAGCGCAGCCUGAGACCCCUGAGCCAGCUCUGACCCCUCCCCAAAAUGGGGACCCCUCCCCAAAGCGGGGACCCCAAAA
This is a messenger RNA of Poecile atricapillus (Black-capped chickadee), 989 nucleotides long. RefSeq names its product ribonuclease H2 subunit A (gene RNASEH2A). Gene Ontology annotation, molecular function: RNA-DNA hybrid ribonuclease activity; RNA binding. The record is from RefSeq and is a predicted model, not a curated record. Gene Ontology annotation, cellular component: ribonuclease H2 complex. NCBI's taxonomy places the organism in Eukaryota, Metazoa, Chordata, Aves, Passeriformes, Paridae. Gene Ontology annotation, biological process: DNA replication, removal of RNA primer; mismatch repair.